AUGGUAGUGAAGGAUUUCGUUGAUGAACGUUCAAUCGUUCGUUACUAUAACCGGGCUACCGAGAGAAAGGGUCAAAUGCUUUUCAUUGACUCAAUGGCAUCGUUUGUUAAGCUUGAUUCGACUAAUCUCGUUCAAGAUGGAUACAAUUCCACGUGGAAGUACUCUUUCCCAGGGUCUGCAGCUGAUUUCAAAGAUGUUACUUGCGCUGUUCAGUCUAUCUCUAUGUACAACAGCGAGUAUAAUGUCGAUUCGCUUCAAUUUUUGAAUAACUCAUUUAAAGUAGAAGUACCAACAGCUGCUACAGCUUCUACCAUCACAUUCAGACUGCUCUGGUGA
Messenger RNA from Phytophthora infestans T30-4, 336 nucleotides. RefSeq lists its product as uncharacterized. NCBI's taxonomy places the organism in Eukaryota, Oomycota, Peronosporomycetes, Peronosporales, Peronosporaceae. The transcript has 3 exons. The record is from RefSeq and is a predicted model, not a curated record. Bases 1 to 336 code for a protein of 111 amino acids.